AUGGCGAAACCUGAUCUAACCUCGCCUCUCAUAUCCUCCCAACCGUCUGAUCCACCUCACGUCAUUCUCACCGUCCACGAAAGUAAUUCCGCUCAUCACCGACAGCAACAGUCUCCGAACGGAAUCCACCAUGGCAAUCAAAAUCACCACUUUUACAAUGAGACUCGUUGUUCCAGUAAUCUUCGUAAUCCGUUCGAGUUCCUUGGAUCGGGCAGGCUGGAAGUCCCUCCACCAACGACGGUGGAUCCCUUUCGCAAUCACACGCACGCGAUUGAUGGUGUUUACGAGGUGAUUAAAAUUGUGGUUUGUUUACCGAUAGCUGCGGUGAGGCUGGUGUUGUUCGGGUUGUGUUUAGCGGUGGGGUAUAUCGCGACGAAGCUGGCGCUUCAAGGGUGGAAGGAUAAGGAGAAUCCGAUGCCAAGAUGGCGGUGCAGGCUCAUGUGGAUCACUCGGAUUUCCGCUCGCUGCAUUCUCUUCUCUUUCGGUUACCAAUGGAUAAGAAGAAAAGGAAAACCUGCUCCUCGGGAGACUGCACCAAUAGUUGUUUCUAAUCAUGUAUCAUAUAUUGACCCUAUCUUUUAUUUUUAUGAAUUAUUCCCCACGAUUGUUGCAUCCGAGUCCCAUGAUGCCCUACCGUUUGUUGGAACUAUAGUCAGGGCAAUGCAGGUGAUUUAUGUUAAUAGAUUCUAUCCUCCAUCAAGGAAGCAAGCUGUUAAUGAAAUAAAGAGAAAGGCUGCUUGCGAUAGAUUUCCUAGAGUGCUCCUAUUUCCUGAGGGAACAACUUCCAGUGGAAAGGCCCUUUUAUCAUUCCAGCUUGGUGCAUUCAUUCCUGGCUACCCAGUCCAACCAGUAAUUGUUCGUUACCCCCAUGUACACUUUGAUCAAUCUUGGGGAGACAUAUCUUUGGCAAAGCUUAUGUUUAGAAUGUUCACUCAGUUUCACAAUUUCAUGGAGGUAGAGUACCUUCCUGUUGUUUUGCCCCUUGAAAAUCAAAAAGAAAACGUUUCUCGUUUUUCUGAACGGACUGGUCAUGCCAUCGCAACAGCUUUAAAUGUUGUACAGACAUCUUAUUCCUUUGGGGACGUAUUACUUCGCAUGGAAGCAUCUUCUUCAAACCAGGAUAAGCCCGCAAGUUACAUGGUUGAAAUGGCAAGGGUGGAAUCAUUAUUCCAUAUAAGCAGCAUGGAGGCUUUGGAGUUUCUGCAUAGGUUCCUGUCGAUGAAUCCAGACAGCAGUGGUUGUGUUGUAUAUCACAAUUUCUUGAAAGCUCUAAGACUGAGGGAUUGUACUCUUUCAAAAGAGGUAUUUGGGUUCAUUAAUCUGGAGAAGAAUGGAUCAAUUACAUUCAAGCAGUUUUUAUAUGCAUCAGGUCAUGUUAGGAAGCAGCCAUUAUUUCGGCAAGCAUGUGAACUAGCAUUUGCUGAAUGUGAUGUUGGCAGAAAUGAGUGCAUUUCAGCGAAAGAAUUGGGAGAUUCUCUGCAACUAGCAAUACCAAACUUGAACGAGCAUGAGAUACAUGAGCUCUUCAAGUUGUUUGAUGUGGAUGGUGAUGAGAGUGUCAGCAGAGAUGAAUUUAAUACUUGCCUAAGAAAGAAUCCAUUGCUGAUAGCAUUGUUUUCGGCUUCUUUACUGGCGGGAAACUCAUGGAGAACCGGCGAUGACUUGCUGGAAGAGAUUGUGUGACAGGUUAAAGACUUGUGUACCAUGAGUACCUCUCAUGAUUGGGUUCUUUUAUGUGGGGGAUUGGGUGGAGAGAUCAAGUGGGGUUGAAGGGGGAAGUGUAUUUUGAACCUUGCCUUUGUAAUACUUUUUCAAGAUUGCUUUGGCUAUUAAUAUGGUACUUAUUUGAUUAUCUGAAAAA
Messenger RNA from Tripterygium wilfordii, 1861 nucleotides. RefSeq names its product lysophospholipid acyltransferase LPEAT2-like. Gene Ontology annotation, molecular function: calcium ion binding; lysophosphatidylethanolamine acyltransferase activity. NCBI's taxonomy places the organism in Eukaryota, Viridiplantae, Streptophyta, Magnoliopsida, Celastrales, Celastraceae. The coding region runs from base 1 to 1683 and encodes 560 amino acids. The record is from RefSeq and is a predicted model, not a curated record. Gene Ontology annotation, biological process: phospholipid metabolic process. The transcript has 14 exons.